Hippopotamus amphibius kiboko is the source of this 1986-nucleotide messenger RNA. RefSeq names its product chromosome 7 C12orf50 homolog (gene ZC3H11D). Bases 179 to 1774 code for a protein of 531 amino acids. NCBI's taxonomy places the organism in Eukaryota, Metazoa, Chordata, Mammalia, Artiodactyla, Hippopotamidae. The record is from RefSeq and is a predicted model, not a curated record. The transcript is spliced from 13 exons.
CGCUUUGCCUGUUCCCUUUAAUACGUUCCUGGGGGAAGCACUGUAGGAGCUUAGAAAUAUCCGGAGACAUCUCAAGGCGAAAUGAAAAGUCAUUUCCCAGGAGAAAUGUUAGAAAACGCUACAAUUAAAACACCCCAAAACGAAAAAUUACCGUUUGGAUUACGCCUCAUUGUGCGGCAUGAUAUGGUCAGAAUUGGUUCUGGUAUUUUUUUUCAGAGUGAGUGCAAAGUUUAGCCUUAGACCAAUUGAAAACCACACGAAUACCAACAACCAGAUUUCAGUCUCAUUUUUUUUCAUAGAAACCUCAUUUACCUUAGUUAAGUAUGAGCUCCAACAGAGUCCGAAUGGCUUGAGUAUUUGUCGUCAAUCAACUGCAGAGCUAAAAACAGCUUUGACUUAUUGCUCAAAAGAAUUUUGGAAGGGUUCCCAGUGCCGAUUCCGACACUGUGAAGAGGCCCUUGGCAGUGAUACUGUGUGCUCAUUAUGGAGAGAAGGAAAAUGUUUAGAUCCACUUUGCAGAUUUAGACACAUGGAAAUGCAGCAAAACUGCAGCAUUUCAUGCUUCUGGGAAACUCAGCCUCUUGGUUGUGUGAAGAUCAGUUGUAUCUUUUAUCACAGCAAGCCUCGAAAUAUCAAUGGAUUAUUUUUGCCACCAAGCAGCAAUAUCACACUACAGAAAGAAACUCAGGAAGGCGUUCCACCCCCAACCCAGAGUCAGGAGCCCUUGAAACCUCAGGAGAAUAAAUCACGACCCAUUCACCAUCCCUUAGUUUUAAAAACUAACUUUGAGGAAGAAGAGGAGGAAGAUGAACAGAAUGAUGCUUCUAGUUUAUGGACAAAGACUCCUGAAGAAAUUGAAGAAAAAAGAGCAAUAAAGGAGAUGUGUUAUAAAUCUGGUGAAUACUACAGAUUUCAUACUCCUCCAGAUAUUUCAUCAUCUAAAAGCAUAGCCUCUACAGUGGAAAAAGAGUUAGAAAAGCCUUUGGAAAAUGGCAGUGAAUUACAAGAAGGGGAUGGUCUGACAGUUCCAACAAAAUUCAGCCUAUUUGAAAGGCAAGGUGAGAUAAAAGCAUCAUUGGAUGGGAAACCAAGGACUGACAUUGCUGCUUUUGAAAAUGGAGGAGGUGACUGCUACGUUCCGCAGAGGAUCACAUUUCUUGGAGUAGAUGAAAAUGAAGCUUUAACUGAAGAGAAAGAAAUCACGUUGUCAAAAUGUUCAAAUGCUAAAGAUAACAAGGACAGUCCUCAUCCAAAGUGUUCCCUAACUACCCGACUAGUACCUACAGCGCAUGUAUUAAAUGCUACUGAGAAUAUCAGUAUGAAGUGCAGAGAGGACCCCUCUUCAAUGAAUGAUGUCCAGCCAGUGAGGAAGCCUCAUUUUAGAGGUGUGAAAAAAAGAAAAUGGAUUUAUGAUGAACCAAAGAACUUUCCUGGCCCAGGAAUGCGGAGAGCAGUACAGGCUCCAAAUCCCAAAAAUAAAAUGAGUUACCUUCGCAAUAAUAAGAACAGAAAUUCUGAGAAUGCAUCCUAUAUCCAUGUUCAGAGAGAUGCUGUCAGAACUGUCUCAUUGAAUGCACCUGCCCGCAGCAGGCCCACAAACGGGUCCUACAAGAAAGUGGAUGUUAACAGGGAACCCAAAUUCAACCUCUGUUCAGAUAAAUAUAUGUCAACAUCAUAUAAUGGUUCAGCCUGGCGAAAAAGAAUUCCUUUUUCAAAAACAUAUUCAAAAACUGAAAAGAUAUAUACAGAGCCGAGAAGAAAUGGGAGCAAGUAAACCUGGAGGUUGAGAGAAGAGAAAAAUGAGAAAAGAGAAAAGUGCCAGAAAUCAUCUGAUUUACAAUCAAAAAAUGAAAAUUCAAAGAAUGAGAUACUCAAGUCUCCAUACUAUAAACUGGAUAGCCAAAGAGGAUAAAAUGCAAAUUCUGAAAAUAAGGUGCAGGAAGUACAUUGUGCUCCUUCAAAACUGAUAAAAAUGCAAAUUACAAA